CAAACAGUGACGUCACGUAAGAGGAAGUUGUUUGUUGCACUAUUUCACAGUAGUGGAGACACACACCUGCUGCGUCUGCAUACACGAGCUAGGCUGUAUAGAUUAAGGUUCGUAUACAUUGGCGUGGCCAUAGAGUUCGUUAACUUUAUUCGAUUCGACCAUAACCGAAAAGAGCUAGGACAGGUAGACGUGAAGUGAAGAAUGGCUCAGGUGUGCUUCACUGCUUCCCUCGUCGGGUUUCUCUGUUGUCUGUCGGUUCUAAACGCGUGUAAGUGGGACCCUGACACGGAGCUCGAGCAGGGUCUGGACAUCAGCUCGCUUGAUAACGGCGCGGCUUACCUGGCUCACCUGCCGGAGAUCACGGACGCAGAGCGGUGUCAGAGUGCUUGCUGUGAGAGGGACGACUGCCAGCUCGCUGUGAUCGGGACUCCGGCGGACGACGGCAGGCCAGAGUGCAUCCUGGUCAGCUGCAUGAAAGACGGCAAAGACGUGUGUGUUUUGACCCAGAGCACACAGUUUAAGGUGUAUCGCAAGAUCCUGGAUAGCGCUGAUCAAGAGCCCCAAAACGAGGCCGAAGUUCGCUCUGUAAGCAGCACAGAUCACUGCCGUCUCCCAAGUGUGGUGGGAAUUUGCCGCGCUGCCUUCCCACGAUUUUAUUAUGACGUCACAGAUCAGACCUGCAAGCAGUUCAUCUAUGGCGGCUGUGGAGGCAACGAUAACAACUUUAACUCCCAGGAGGAAUGUGAGGCUUCCUGUAGUGGGGUGACAGUGAAGGUCAUUCCAAGCACCAAGAAGGACCCUGUCGUUCCCAAUUCUUCUAAGAGCUUUGAAGAAACCUGUGCUGCGCCAUUCGACUCUGGUCCAUGCCGUGCAGCCUUCCAGAUGUUUUACUUCGAGUCCAGCACUCAGUCUUGUAAGAGCUUCAUCUAUGGAGGCUGCAAGGGAAACCGAAACCGCUACAGCAGUGAGGAAGAGUGCAUGGCAGCUUGCUCCGGGAAAAACUCAGCCUUCUUCCUAGUGGCCACCCUGGCCAUCAUGUCUGCCCUACUUCUGGUAGGUUUGAUCCUGAUCGCAGUGCGCAGAAACAGAAACAGAAGACUCUUAAUACUGGAUGAUAAGGAGGAGUUACUGCCUGCAGAGGAGCAGGUGUCCUAUGAGAAGCCGCCCAAAGAAGACUCAUGCUAAAGCCAGAGGCCUUUUAGAGUCUGGUACGAAGAUCCAUCUCAUGACACUCCAGCAAUCAGCUGAAUUAAAACUACUAAGUUACAUUAAAGCUCCAAGUUAAGAGUAAAGUUUAUGUUUCAUUUAUUGUUUUAAUUAAAUAUUCUACACCAUUUUUAAACUGUAAAAGUGGGAUAUGUUGGUUGAAAUACUUAUAUUACCUUCUUUGUCAUCUGCCACUUUUUAUGGUUAUAAUCCUACAUAGAAGUAAAUCAGCUUUUAGGGAUGUGGAAUCACAAUUGUUUUUUUACUUCACUUAUAUGUAUGUAUACAUUUAGAAAUUUGAAUAAUUGAUUGAUUGAGUUGUUUUUAAAGGCUUAUAACACUCAUGGCACAUUUCUAGUGAGAAUGAUUCUAUGUAAGUCAUUAAAUCAUUACUACAGUCCAUAGUCCUUGUUGUUCUUUGAUUGUAAGCAUAUAAAAAUGCAGUAGAUAUAAGAAAAUAAAAAUGCAUACAUGAGAAAAUAAAAUAUACCAUAACAGAAAAUGUUUUGUAUAUAUAUAUGAACAUGUAUUAUCCUGUAGUAGCAGCAGUUGACUUUUGAUGACUCUUUGCCCACUAAUGAAUGUCCUGUAACUGUGACCUAUAACUGUUUAAUUCAUAUCAGCCUUUACUUUUUUUUUUUUUUUUUUUUUUUUAAGCAUUGUUAUUUUGAAAUCUUCAAUAAUAAAGGAAAUUUAUUCAAUUCGG
This is a messenger RNA of Cyprinus carpio (common carp), 1912 nucleotides long. It is a transcript of the gene spint2, whose product is annotated as serine peptidase inhibitor, Kunitz type, 2. The record is from RefSeq and is a predicted model, not a curated record. The transcript has 5 exons. The coding region runs from base 202 to 1185 and encodes 327 amino acids. Gene Ontology annotation, molecular function: serine-type endopeptidase inhibitor activity. NCBI's taxonomy places the organism in Eukaryota, Metazoa, Chordata, Actinopteri, Cypriniformes, Cyprinidae.